Molecule: messenger RNA, 3168 nt
Organism: Paramecium pentaurelia
Lineage: Eukaryota; Ciliophora; Oligohymenophorea; Peniculida; Parameciidae
Source: the annotation of a GenBank genome assembly
AUGAAAUCACUUAAUCUAUAAUUUGGAGACAAUAGAUAGAAUUAGAGAGAAGACAUGUUUCUUGCUAACAUAGUUGAAAAAGUGUAAUAAGGAAAAAUUGGGUUGAUAUCUUUUGUUGAUCAAGCCCAAUUCAUUGAUUUGAUGACAUAGAAACACAAAAAGAAAGCAAAAGUAUAACCUGUGUUUAAUAAAAUAUUUGCUACAAUUUAAGUAAACUUGGCAAAACAUUAACAAUCAUAAUAAAAGAUUUAGGAAGUAAGUUAUGAGAUAAAAACAAUAUCAUCAACUCGUCAAUUAGGUUAUAGAGGAUCCUUUAAUAUUUCUAAUAAAAGUGGUGCUUUACUUUUACAUAAGGAUAGUAAUUUAAAAGAACAUUAAACUAAUGAAUUUAGUGAUAAGGAAAUUUUAGAUUAAUAAAUAUUAGAUGAAGCAACAAAAACAGAAAGAAGCAAGAGGAAUUUGAGAUUGUCUUAGAUUACUUCAGAUAAAAAUGAUAUUAAAGGGUUUAAAACAAUUCAAACUAGUCGUGAUAAUACUCAGGAUUAAUUUUUGAAAUAGGAUAAUUUAUCAACAGCAAGAAAUGAAAAAUUAAAUUGUAAUUUGUUGACUUAAGAAUAAUCUGAUCAAUCUUAAACUUAAAUUAAAAUGGAAUCAUAAUAAUCAUGUAUGCUUCCAAUUGAAAAAUUGAGAUAUGGUUUAAAUACAAACUUCACUUCUGAAAUAUCAAAUGGAUAAGUAUAAAAUUAAUCUGCAACAUUUAAUAAUUAAUAAGAAUCUAAUUAAUAAUAAUAAUAACCUUUAACAUCUAGAAAAUAAUCAGAUGUUUUAUUAAAGUCAAUUAAAGGUAGUUAUCCAUAAUAAGCAUAUUUAAUAAAUUAACCAGAAAAUAAUUCAAGAAAAACAUUAACACCAAUCUAACAAUCAAAAUUACCUCCUGUUUUUGAUUAAAAUUAAAAAAAUAAUGAAAAUAAUUAAUAAAUAAAGAAUGGUAAUAAGACUGAAAGAUAAUUAAAGAAUAUAAAAAAUUAAAAAGGUAUUCAUAGAUAUUAAUAAUCAUAAUAAGAAUUUAAAUAAUAGAAAAAGAUAUAACAUAAACCUUAACAUUCUUUAGUAGAUAAAUCAAAAUAAAUAUAAGAAUAAGGAAAACAUUAAUAAUAAUUAACAUAAGAAACUAGUUUUUGUGGAAAUAUAAAUAAUUCAUAAAGAGCAUCAAGAAGAGAUUUAGAUGAAAGACAAUAAGAAAGUCCAUAAUUUUUAAAGACAGAUAUGGUAGAAGAUAUGGUAAUUACAAAUUCACCUUAAUAAUCACUACCUAAAGAGAUAAAAUAAACAACUAAUUUUAGACCUGAUACAAAUACAUUAAAUAUAAGUGAACAUUCUUUUCAAUCUAAGAGACAUACAAUAGAUUAAUAUGAUAUUAAUUCAUUAAUGCCUCCCUAAUCUUCAAGAACUUUAACUUCUGCUUAGAAAGAUAAAGUAGAUUAAAGAAACUCAGUUAGUAAUAAUUCUGAAACUGAUUAAAAAUAAUACAAGAAUUAAUUGACAGUUACUUUUAAGAGAAGUUCAAAAAGAAUGAAAUCUCAUAAUGUUUAAGGAAAUGAAAAUGAAUAUGAUUAAUAAGAGGAAGAUAAAAAAAGAAGGUAUUCAUAAGAAAGAUUAUUCAAAAGUGAUAAUAGAUUUGAAAAACUUGAAGAAGAUAGAUAUUAAUAUACAAUAAAUAAUUUAGAAUAAAGUGAAAGUUCUUCUUCUUUAAAUAAUUAUGAAAACGAAAAUAAUAAUAAUUAAAUUAAUAUCUAAGUAAGUAGAUGUGAUAAUAGAGAAAAAAUAAUAGAAGAAGAAUCUUUAGAUGGUUCUAUGAGAUAACAUUAAGCAAUAUUAUUUUCAACUUAAGAUAGAAUGCAUCUAAAGAUUGGUGAUAAUUCAUAUCAUCCAUAAUCUUCUUCAAGAAGUGUUGCUAAAUCUAUUACUCCAAAUACUCCUAUGGGUUCUUAAUAUACUGCUCAACAUAGUAAUAAUGGCACUGUUUAAAAUAACUAAGUCUAAAGGAGAAAGAAGUAAAAUAAUUAAUAAAAACGACCUUAAUUAUCGAAUGAAUAUUCUCAAACCAAAAUUUCCAUAUAGAAAUAAAAAUCAGAAGAUAGCUAUUAUGAAAAAGAAUAUACGAAUGAAUCUUUCCAAGAGCCAGAACGACCUAGCAGAUUGAAACCUAAGAAAUUAUAAUAGAAAUUGUAACCACCUUCUAUUCAAAUUUAAUAAUAAAGAAGAAAAUCUUCUGCUCAAGUUUCUCCUAUGGAUGUAAUUCAUAUCUAUGAUUUUUCAAUAGCCAAGAAAAGUUGAAUAAAUGGAGAGGGAAAAAUAAAAGUAAUUGGAAUAUUAGAAAUAAAUUGAAAGAAUGAAAUUAGAAAGAAUAUUAAUGGAAUAAUAUAAAAUUCCUGAAGAUAUGCCUCUUCCUUAAAAGAAAUAAAUUAUUGAAUCCCUAAUUGGUGAAUUAAGUCAUCAACAUGAUCAAGAAAUUCAUUAUUAAGUAUCUCUAUGUAAAAUUUAUUUUAUACUUUAGAUAAUGAAAGAUAAGAUUAAAUUUAAAAUAUUUAAAGAAAUUAUGAAGAAAAGAUAGAUUUUAGAUAUAAUAUAGUGAAUAGUUGUUAUUAUGAGAUGGAUUAUUUGUGUGAUCAUAAAUUAAAAUUAAAAUAAAAAGAUUAAGAAGCAUAAAAAAUUAUACAUUUGAAAUUUCAAGAUUAACAUUAUAAUAAUUAACCAAAAUAAAAUUAAAAUGGAGAUAAAGAAGAAGAAGAAGAAGGUUCUCCUUAUAAAAAAUAAAGUAAAUUGGUUUGCAAUUUUGAUCCUGUUGAAAUAGAAAAUUAAUUGAAAAGAAGAUGUGAAUUUAUGAAUGAAACUGAACUUCUCAAAUUUCUUAAAUAAUUUUAAUCUGAAUUCGAUAAAAAGGUUUAUUAAUGCAAUCUCGAUCAUCCUAUAUAAGAUAUUAGAUAAGAUGAUAAAUAAUUCACUAAAGGACUUAUAGCACGUAAUUUCAGAAGAAAAUAGACAAAAAAUGUCACAUCCAAAAUUGAAAUUAACAAUUAUUAAAUGGAUAUGAAUAAAAUUUAGUAUGUUAAAGAAAAAGCUACUAAAAUAUAAAAACUAGGUUUAUAUCUUUUAAUGAACUCUUGA